UGAAACGCAAACCAUAGAUGUGAAUGCGUGCACAUUGUCAUAAGUAGUUUUAAACUUUUAUUGUUAUUAUUUAGAACUGAAAAUGGUUAAUUUAGGUGAUACGUUUCCUAACUUUACAGUAAAUACAACAGUAGGACCAAUACAUUUCCACGAAUGGAUUGGAGAUUCAUGGGUAGUACUAUUUUCUCAUCCUGCAGAUUUUACACCUGUAUGCACUACAGAACUUGCUAGAUCAGCGAAUCUCCAUGACGAAUUUCAGUGCAGAAAUGUGAAAUUAAUAGCUGUUUCUUGUGAUUCUGUAGAGGCACACAAACAUUGGAUCACCGACAUAAACUUUGUAGGAAAUAUAAAAGAAUUUCCUUUUCCAAUUAUUUCUGAUGAAAAGCGAGAAUUAGCGGUAAUGUUGAACAUGAUUGAUCCAGAUGAAAAAGAUUCAAAAGGAAUGCCUUUAACUGCAAGAGCUGUUUUUGUAAUUGACCCACUAAAAAAGUUACGGUUGUCUAUUUUGUAUCCUGCCAAUGUUGGGAGAAAUUUUAAAGAAAUUUUAAGAGUAGUGGAUGCACUUCAGUUAUCCGACAAGCACAAAGUGGCUACACCUGCAGAUUGGAAGAAGAAGAUGAGGAGAUGAAGAAGAAAAGGAAAACAAGAAAAGCACCCUUCUGGUGGUUACUAACGAACGGAAUGUGUUCUUAUUAUUAUCAUCAUCAACCGUCACCAACAGACACCGCCACGUUAAAGUAUUCUUUCCUACAUAUAGAUAGGGAACUGAAGCGCAAAAAAACAUAUCGUUUCAACCUUCUGCCGCCUGGAACAUCAGCUUUUUAAGUAAUUGAGAGCAUUUUUCUUAUAUAAUAUAUGGACGAAAUCGGAGACCGGUUAGUUUUGAUGGUAUAAUUUACUUAAGGCCCCAGUCACUCGUUUUUAGACAAAUGAGAUUUUUUUUUAUGUAUACAAGGUAGAACUUGGACAAAAAUUGACCGAUGCAUUUUCGAUUUGGAUGAAAUUUUAUUAUUUGCGGGUUUUAUAUCGAAAAAAAAAAAGAGAAUCGUGUUCAAGGAUUUUUUUUUCAAAAAUUUGGGAAAUAGAAGUGAUCGAAAAUUUGAGAAUUUGGUGAUUUUUGGCUUUUCAAAAAUUCAUAACUCCGGCUGAUAGGGUCGCUUAAAAUACUACAUAUUUCGGGAAAAAUACUAGCAGAAAUUUGGGUUCAUAUUCCAUUUUGUUGGAUCGGCUAGGGUUCACUUACUUUUUAUUCACGCACGGGAAAAUGGCCUAUGAAUUUUUUCCGUUACUAUUUUUCUCGGAACGUGGAGUAUUUUAAGUAAAUUAUACCGUCAAAACUAAGUGGUUAGGCCGAUAUUUUAUAUUCCUCCCCAUAACUUGAAAUUUGUUAUUUUAAAUGGAGCACCCUGUAUAUUAUAAUGAUUUUAAUUUCUACUUAGACUGUAGGUAGACUUUUACGAGGCUUUCCUACUUCUAAAAUUUACCGUUUUGGAGAUAUUCAUUUUUUGUAAAAAGGUUGCACGCAGCAGUAGGAAGCGACUACUACAUUACAAUAAGAAAGCAAGAAACGAUAUUCUCAAGGCAGAUAGCUAUACCUUCAGACUUCCCGUUCUUUUCCUCGAGCAUGUCAAAUUGAAACCUUGAAUUAUUGUACGCAUUGAAUAAAUUACAUUUUAAUCUAAUUACGUGAUUUAUUCAUUUAUGUGUUUGUUUUGUAUUUAGUGGUGACCGUGACAGGUCACAUAGUGAUCAGAUACAUAGUGGGUGUUCGCGCUACGAUAGUGUUUAUAUUGUGGAAUUUUUACACACUUUAACGACGUUAUUUAUUGGCUUCUGUUAUAAUAACGUUUCGUGGUUUUGAAUCAAGUUAAAAAUGGUUACCGAGUUAGAGAAAAAAUGAAAAAAUAGUUUGUAUGUAGAGUAUCGUUUACGCGUGUUCUCAACGAUCUUGACGCGCUUUUGAAAACAAACCCCAAGCAAGCAACAUGUAACAGUUUCGUAUGGGAUGCUGGAAUCAAAAUUUGAAGAAAGAAAAAUUAUAGAUUUUGCAAUGUACAAGGCUUAUCUGGAAAUCGCUGAAGUAGACGACUAACUGAAAGAAGUUAAAUCUGCUGAUGACUACAAAAGAAAGUUCCUUGGGUUGCGCUUUCAAUAUGACCGACCUAUGGAAACAUCAAGCCGAUCCACGUUGAAAUAGACCAGGAUUCACAGGGUGAUAGACGUUCGGUAGUAAGUGAAGUCGAUGUCACAGGUAGGCGUAAUAUUAAAUUAACAAAAAUAGAGUUUAAAUGGUUCGGUGGCGGUAUUAAACAUUGUUUACCGUUUUGGGCACAAUUCAAGAAGAUACAUGAAGAUGCGGACAUCGAUAGUUACGAUAAAAUCCAGUAUCUAAUUCAAGCGACGGUAGAAGGAAGUCAAGCGAGGCAACUUGUGGAAAGUUUUUCGGCGAUUGACAAAAACUACGCGAAAAUCGCUGAAAGUGUACAGUCGUGUUUUUGUCGGGAAGAUUUGCAAAUAGUCUAUGUGCGCGAGUUGGUAAAGCAUAUUUUACAUAAUUGUAAUAUACUGAUCAUAUUCUUUUUUAUUUUCUUCAUUAUGUUUUUAGGUUACAUCUAUUGGUAUUCAUUGAGUAUCAUAGAUAGCAUGUCUUAACUAUAGAUGGUGUACAUAGUAUACUCCUAUAUUGCUAGUCGGGGUCUAGAAAGAGAUGACGACCCAACAGUGCAGACAUAUAUGCGUCUGUCUCUCUAGUAACUACUUCGAGUAGUACGCGCAUGCUCGACAAUUGAACAUGCCUAUAUAAGCGUGCAUCAUUUACCCCACCAGACUCGUGACGAUUGCGCACAACGGGUUGAGUAAUGUAAAAAGAGACAGAAGUAGUCGUUUGUUGUCUCACUUACUCUGUGACACUUCUAUUUACAGGAACUAGCAACAUAGGAGUAUUAUAUAUAUGCAUUAUAUCUCCUUUUUUUUUAAUGUUCUAAAACUUAAGUUAUUAUAAAUUCAGUUUGUUAGGCGGUUUAACUAUUCUUCCUGAUCUGGUUGUUUUCUGUGAAUAUAUGGUUGUUUGAUUGCCUUUGAAUGAUUGCGUUGGAGUAGAAUCUGUGUUGAGUCUAGGUCUUGGUAAGCUGUGGUUUCCCAUGUUGUACAUCUGGAAUAUUUGGAACCAUGACUCUAUUUAGACCAGGCAGCGAAGCUUGUGUUUUGUGUAGUGAGUUUUUUCUGAAUUGCCGAUCAUCCUUCAUUUGUACUUUGAAAGAUCUACGGUUUUCGGAUUGUCUUGCUGUUAUUUUAUCUCCCCUUCAGUUUCUAUGUGUAACUUUAAUCCGUAUUUAAUCUUCUACCUGUAAGUUUUCAGGUUGCGUUCUUUUAUGUCUUUCUUAGUUGCUGUAAUCUCUGCAACAUUCAUAAUGAUCUUUGAUUUUAGAUUUACAUCACUUGUUGGUAACAGCGGUUUUGUUAUUCGACUAUACAGUCUUUGGUUUAGGGAUUAGUAUAUUAUCUCUGGUUGCAAUCUCUACUUAAUGUAUCUGUUUAUCCAAGUGAGUAGUGCUAAUUGGUAAUCAGUCUUAUCUGACGCACACUUCUUCAGAAAUUUUAGCUAGUUCAGUACAGCUUUGUCUGCUAAGCUAUUUCCCUGUGAAUGGUAAGGGCUUGGAAGUUCGGUGAGUGAUCCCAAGAGUUUUCAAACUCUUUAAAUUCUUCGCUAACGUACUGGGUUGUGUUGUCGCUCUUGAGGACUUUUGGAACCCCAUGUGUUCCGAACCAAUCUUUUGGUUCUUCAGUUUUUUAAAAUCCACGUUGUUGGAGUAGUGUCCGUUAUUACUAGGUAUGGGUCGUCAUUGAAGAGAAAUAUAUCACUCGCUAUAAUUUGCCAUUGUAGUGUAGGUAUUUUCUUGUUGAUAACUUUUUCACAUAUUUCACAGUUUGUAACCAUAUCGAGUAUAUCUUUAUGUCGACCUUUCCAAUAAAGUAAUUGUCUGGCCCUUUCCAAAUAGCUUUGUAUUCCAAAGUGUCCAAUGUGUAUACACUUUAGCAUUUUAGGUACCAAUACUUUUGGAACAAUUGUUUUGUCUCUUUUAAUAUUAAUUUUUCAUAAUACGCUAAUUCUUCACAAAUAUUGUAGUAAUGUUUAAUCUCUGGUGGGAGAUCUUUACUUUCUUUUGGGAAACCUUUCAAUUUGUACUUACUUUAUUAACAACUGGAGCUCAAGCACUUGCUGAUGAUUGAGUUAGUUUUUCUUUGCUGACUUUUGACAUACUUAAUGUAAUCAUAACAUUAAGUUUUUUGUCCUGUUCUUGAUAAUUGGAAUGAUUGUAAUCUCUACUUAAUGUAUCUGCGAAUGGUAUAUAUGAGAGGUAGAUUAAAAACGAUGACAAUUGUUUUGUAACAACUCUUUUAUUAAAGUAUAAUUUCAUCUGGAUUACAAACUGUGAAACAGCCGUUUCUAACUUCUUAAAAAGUGUGAAGAUUGGAAAAAACUUUGGCGGUUGUUGUAGAACAAACAGAAUAGCUCAAAGUCAGUCCCUGAAGA
Messenger RNA from Agrilus planipennis (emerald ash borer), 4534 nucleotides. Its product is annotated as peroxiredoxin-6. Gene Ontology annotation, molecular function: peroxiredoxin activity. The record is from RefSeq and is a predicted model, not a curated record. The transcript has 4 exons. Gene Ontology annotation, cellular component: mitochondrion; cytosol. Gene Ontology annotation, biological process: cell redox homeostasis; cellular oxidant detoxification. The coding region runs from base 83 to 628 and encodes 181 amino acids. NCBI's taxonomy places the organism in Eukaryota, Metazoa, Arthropoda, Insecta, Coleoptera, Buprestidae.